Molecule: messenger RNA, 3750 nt
Organism: Engraulis encrasicolus (European anchovy)
Lineage: Eukaryota; Metazoa; Chordata; Actinopteri; Clupeiformes; Engraulidae
Gene: prph2a
Product: peripherin 2a (retinal degeneration, slow)
Exons: 3
Coding region: 997-2043 (348 amino acids)
Biological process (GO): visual perception
Cellular component (GO): plasma membrane
Source: RefSeq, a predicted model, not a curated record
UUUCACAAGAACUUGUCAUGGCCUCGGGAGGGGAUUUAUGGAUCUGUUGAUUGUCUUAGAUAUUGCACCAGCAAAGUAGCCUGCGAGUUGUGAAUGGUCCUCCUGUGCCACUUGGGAGCCUGUGUAACAUAGGUGUCAAACUCAAGGCCCCGGAGGCCAAAUCUGGCCCGAAGUAUCAUUUUACUUCACUAGUGUUAAUUGCAUCCAUCUACAACUCGGUUGGUUUUUGAGAAAAUAUUGAGUUUGUCCCACAACUCAGUCCCAGAUGUUAAUGUUGACCCACUGUGAAUUUGAGUUUGACACCUCUACUCCAGAGCCUUCAUAGCAGAAGUGCUGAUCUCACAAUGAAGUGAGUGAGUGCAGUGCGUGGCAUUGGGUCUUCUCGCCUGCACCAUCUCUUAAGGGACAUUAGUCGAGUCAUGUGAACACCAAGGCCAAUCAGUCAUCAUGGUGGAGGGCUUAGAGUUUAGAAGCUCAUCUGCUGGCGAAGGGAUUUCACCACAAAUGGGAUAAACGCUGAUUAGGGAGGACUUAGGAUGACGUACCUGAACUUAAAGUUUAAUCAUUUGGUUUAGUCGUUCGCUGUCCUCCUCCCUCCCUCUACAUGAAUAGGUGAGUUUCUAUUUCAUGUCUUUGUUCUAUGAUCUAUUUUCUUUGGCUUUAUCAAUUAUUGUUUGCAUACAUUAAUUUGUUGUUCAUUUCAGGCAUCGAGGGUGUUCACUUUCCUUGCUUUCCUGUACUAUGGGUGGACUACUGAGAAGGCACCUAGGAUAACCAACCGGCUUUCUGUGAUGGAUCAGGAAUCGCUGCUGCUUCACCUGUCAUACCUGCACAGAGGCUUUCGGUUGUGCAACCAUUAGUGGUCUAGUGGGACUGCUUGCUUGCCACAGCAAGUAGCAACUGUGGGGGGGAAAUCCACAUUCAGCACUCACUUUUGAAGAGUGCAACAUCAGAAUUCAUCAAUAAUUUUUGAGGUCUUGCAGAGACAGCCACACAAUGGCACUGUUUAAGGUGAAAUUUGACUUGCAAAGGCGUGUCAAGCUCGCCCAGGCAGUGUGGCUCAUGUACUGGUUUGCGGUCAUGGCUGGCGUUCUACUUUUUGUCAUGGGACUCUUCUUCAAGAUAGAGCUCCGGAAGAACAGCGAGCUGAUGGACAACAACGAGAGCCAUUUUGUGCCCAACCUGCUCAUCCUCGUCGGAAUACUGGCCUGCGGCAUCAAUGCGUUCGGUGGCAAGAUCUGCUACGACUCUCUGGACACCACCAAGUUUGUCAAGUGGAAGGGCCUCAUCAAGCCGUUCCUCAUUGCCUGCCUGGUCUUCAACUCCCUGCUGCUCCUCACGGCCGUGUUGUGCGUGCUGAUGCGCAUCCCACUCAUGUACACGGUCUCGGAGGGUCUGAAGAACAGCAUGAAGUUCUACAAGGACACCGACACGCCGGGCAGGUGCUACAUGAAGAGGACGCUGGACCAGAUGCAGAUGGAUUUUAAGUGCUGCGGAAACAACAACUACAAGGACUGGUUUGAGAUACAGUGGGUCAGCAACCGGUACCUGGACUUCAGCGCAAAGGAGGUCAAAGAUCGAAUCUCCAGCAACGUGGAUGGCAAGUACCUGAUGGACGCUGUGCCCUUCAGCUGCUGUAACCCCAGCUCCCCACGGCCCUGCAUCCAGCACCAGCUCACCAACAACUCCGCCCACUACAGCUACGACCACUACACAGAGGAGCUGAACAUCUGGAGGCGUGGUUGCCGUGACGCCAUGGUGCACUACUACGGCGGAAUGCUCAACACCCUGGCGGCGCUGGUCAUCCUGGUCACCAUUCUCGAGGUCUUGGUGACGGUAGGCCUGCAGUACGUCAACACCGCCAUGUCCACCCUGGUGAACCCCGAGGACCCAGAGAGCGAGAGCGAAGGCUGGUUCCUGGAGAAGACGGUCAAGGAGACCUUCACCGACAUGAUGGAGAUGAUGAGGAGCAUGCGGGGGAACGCGGUGGAGGAUGGUGGAGAGGCGGCCCCAGCAGCGGCUCCUGUAGCCACCGUCAGCUGAGCUUAGCUGAACUGAGCAGCUAGCCAACCUUUCCUCCAUACCCCUGCACCCCCCCAUUCGGCUCACCUCUGAACUGAAACCGAUCUCCUUCUGACAGGGGAACGGGAUUGAGAAUGUGAGCUUUUUUAUUGCCUCUUUGAUGCAAACGUUAACCGUUCAGGCCUCAUUCUGAACACUUUUUUCCCCCGGUCCACCAUGGAUUUGGCCCGUCACUCUGACUAGGGCCUCUCAACACAUCUCCAGCAAGGGUUGCCAUGGUAGGACAAGAAGCCACGUGUGAGAAUAGAAUGUUGUCAUAGAAUGUAAAUUAUGAUGUAUAUAAUAGAACGAUAUCGAAUCCAUAGAAUUACCACAGAAGUCAUCAGUUCUUACAUAUCGGUGAAAGAGUAUCUCGGUACAGGCACACAAUUUUACAAGCAAACCUUGAAUACAUUCUUCUUUGGAGAGGUGGAAGUGUAAGAAACUGUAUUCAUGCUCAGAAGAUGAUGUGUUGAGAAACUUGCAUGUGUCAAUACACACAUUUUUUUCGCAGGGCUACAUUGCAAUGUUUUUUUUCCUUGCAUUUUUCAUGCUGUUAUGCACAAUCAUUUGUUUUACAUGUGUGGAAAAAAAUGCCCCUAUCUUUUUUUAUGUCAUUAUAUCACAACACACUGUAGUGAUACUAUUGUUAUCAAUCAGGUUUGUGAGGUUUCAUUCAAUUCAGAGUCAGCUUGUUACCCAAUAGCAAAUUUAGCACUUUUGAAGUUUUGCUACAUUCAGUUCACACAAGUUUUUUUCAUUGACAUUUGAUAGUCAUAUGGGAAAAAUAAAUAUGUUUUGUCCGAGAUUCUCUGCUAUGUGUAUACCAUGAACUAUUAUUUUUUUCUAAGGGAAAAUCUCACAUUUGUAAAUACCUCUCUUACCAUAAAAAAAAACUUUGCGGGUAACUUAGAUGAUGCUACAUGUUUUGGGAUAUUCUGGAGCAAGAUGCACAGGUAGAGGAGUAUGAGGCAGUGUUAUGGAGAUUUACUGUAGAGAGCUUGACAUUGUCACAUUUAGUUAUCAGCAGUGACUUUCAACUCACUCCAACAUCUUUCGGUUGGAAACCUUAAGCAUCUUUUAGAAAGGCACCUCGUGAUUUGUGAGUGAUGCGGGGGAUUCUACUAAAUGACAAUAUUUCCAUAAUUUCGGAUGACUUUGUUGUUAAUAUUCUUUUGUUGCAAAUACCAUUUAUACUAUGAUGACACAAUUUGUCAUUUGAACCGCCUGAGGUCGGGUCAGAGUGCAGCGGGGGGUGCAGAGGGGAGGAGGGAGGGGUCUUCCUCUCCCUUUGGGGACAGUGAUUCAGGAUACGUGACGAAUAUCAGAAGAGGAUGUCUUUUGACCGGCAGCUACACAAUGUCCCCAUAGACCCCUGCACUUUUGACCCGUAGUGUUUUAAAGUUCAAAGUUCACAGGAUAUUGAGGUAUCCACACCAAAGAGGGUCCCCUUGUUUGAUUAAAAAUAUUUCCCAUUUCCAAAAGCCAAGAGGCUGUUUCACCUGUUCCAAAAAAAAAAACCUCUGUAACUUUAUCUGGUGGAUUCUUUGUAAAUAGUGUAGAAUUUGGAAAUAUUAUUAUUUUUUAACAAAAAACAAACAAAAAGACACGCUUACACACUGUAAUUUUACUGUACAAAAAUUGUAAUAUGUAUUUAUUGUUUUUAAUAUGAAGAAUGUGCAUGUGUUG